Messenger RNA from Colossoma macropomum (tambaqui), 4473 nucleotides. It is a transcript of the gene mcc, whose product is annotated as MCC regulator of WNT signaling pathway. The transcript is spliced from 19 exons. Gene Ontology annotation, molecular function: calcium ion binding. The record is from RefSeq and is a predicted model, not a curated record. Lineage: Eukaryota; Metazoa; Chordata; Actinopteri; Characiformes; Serrasalmidae. Bases 870 to 3911 code for a protein of 1013 amino acids.
UUCGCUGCCUGAUGUCUGAGAAAAUGUUUUAUGAUAGUUUUGUGAUUAACUUUUUGGCUUAAAAUAGAUUGGAAUCCACUUAUUUUUAAUCCAUCCAUGGCGGAGGGGUACAUGCAGGGCGUUUUGAGGUAAAAUAGUCCCAAGAGAAAAGUUACUAUUAUCAGAUUUAUCAUUAUGUUGUCAUCAUCAACAUCACAUAUAAAACUCAGAAGACUCGUGUAGGUUCACUGGUGGUUUUACUUAGUAAAUAAAAUGGCUAUAUUGCUGUAGUCAUGGCGACCCCUGGUUCCUAUCAGCACCACUGUAAAGAAAUCUGAGUCAGUAAGUUUCAUCAAAACACUCUGAAUGACAGUUUAGACCUCAAUGAAUGAAUUAUUCAGACAUUUUGAAAAGACUGUAAUUCCCUCUGGUGUUUAUUAGUAGUAACGGUAUCGAUACAAACUCACAUUUAUGUUCGCCAGUUCAGCGUUUAAGUGAAAAUGUGAAAAUAGCAGGAAUGUGCUAAACUUAAUAAACUCUCCAUCUUAUUUAUUCCAGCAUCCUAGUUCAAGCCCUACUUUUAAACAGUCCAGUGUUAGUGCCAUGAUAGGAUGUGAGUAGGUUUGAAUUUUACAGCCCCUCAGUCUGAAGGACCAGCCCACUUUACUCCACUUUCACCAACUGUUACCUCAAGCUAACGUUACACCUCUUUUUUUAACACCCCAAAACUCAACAACUUUUCGUGGUCAGGUCGAAAUGACCUGAAACUCAGCCUUCAUAUUCAAACCGAACCCCUAUUUAGUUCUCUAGAAGUGUAAGACGGUGUGACUUGGAUGUAAACGGUGCAUCUGGAGCCGUGUUUGUUUCUCCCUCCUGCCGGGGAAGAGAUCAUGGCGGCGGCCGCCGAAGCGAGCGCCAGCAGCGGCAGCAGCGACACAUCCAGCACCGGCGAAGAGGAGCGGAUCCGCCGCCUGUUCCAAACCUGCGACGGAGACGGAGAUGGGUACAUUAACAGGAAUGACCUGUUAAUGGUGUGCAGGCAGCUGAACAUGGAGGACUCUGUGGCUGAGAUCAUGUGUCAACUUGGGGCGGAUGAAUUGGGGAGGAUUUCGUUUGAGGACUUCACGCGCUGCCGCAUGCAGCUGGUCAGCGAAAUCCGCAAAGAGGAGGGCCUGCUGUCCCUCCUGUCCAACGACUCAGACAAGAGGAAGCUCCGAGAACGCAUCGCCUCCUGGCCCACUAGCAGCGAGAACAGUCUGGGUGCGCUCUCGGCGGCUAAAGAAAGCUGGGAGUAUGACUCGGGGGCCAGAGACCUGCAAAGUCCGGACCUGCCAUCUCCUCCUCAGCAGCAGCGGCAGCAGUCCUCUGUGCUACUGCAGAAGUUUUUGGAACAGCCCAGCAGUGUUCUGGAGCAUCCAGCGAGCCUGCACAAGCUCCUCUCACAACCCUCAGGACGGAGCGCUCCUGUAGGUGGAGGCUAUCUGGAUCUGGCCAACACACUGCAUCUGGCCGCUGUGGCUUCUCUGAAGGGUGACGUGGUCGAGCUCAACAAGCGGCUACUGCAGACAGAGAGAGAACGGGACGCGCUGGAGAAAAGACUGGCCAAAGCACAGUGUGAGCAGUCUCAUCUGCUGAGGGAGCAUGAGGAGGUUCAGGAGAGGACGACUCUGCGCUACGAGGAGAGAAUCACCGAACUGCACAGCGUCAUUGCCGAGCUCAAUAAGAAGAUAGACCUGCUCCAGGGAACCACCAUCAGGGAGGAGGAUGAGUUUUCGGAGUUGCGCUCCGAACUCAGCCACAGCCAACAGGAAGCCAACGAAGACGAGCGGAGCGUGGAUCAGGACCCCGACCAGGCGUCCGUCUCGCUGCCCGAAAACCAAUCAACACUGGUCACUGCAGACAUGGAUAACUGCAGUGACCUAAACUCGGAGCUCCAGCGGGUGCUGACCGGCCUGGAGAGUGUCGUUUGCGGCCGGAAGAAGAGCGCCUGCAGUCUGUCUGUGGCCGAGGUGGACAGACACAUUGAGCAACUGACCACGGCCAGCCAGCACUGUGACUUGGCUAUUAAGACAGUAGAGGAGAUCGAGGGGGCCCUGGGCAGGGAUUUCUACCCGAGUCUAUGUGAGGAGCGUGUGCGCUGGGAGAAGGAGCUUGCGGGGCUCAGAGAGGAGAACGAGAGCCUGACGGCGAUGCUCUGCAGCAAAGAGGAGGACCUAAAUCGCACCAAAGCCACCAUGAGCGCCAUCCGCGAGGAGAGAGACCGCCUCCGCCGUCGCGUGCGUGAGCUGCAGACUCGUCUCCAGAGUGUCCAGCCUGGUGGAGGUCAGUCCAGUCCAGGCCGUUUGACCCCCGCUGGCCGACCCAUUAAUCCCAGCACAGGCGAGCUCAGCACAAGCAGCAGCAGCAACGACAUCCCUGUAGCCAAGGUGGCAGAACGAGUCAAGCUGUCCAAAACGCGCUCAGAGUCAUCGUCAACUGAGAGAGCAGUGCUGGGCUCAGAGAUCAGCAGCAUUGGGGUGUCGAGUAACGUGGCGGAGCACCUGGCCCACUCUCUACAAGACUGCUCUAAUAUCCAGGAGAUUUUCCAGACGCUUUACUCACACGGCUCCGCCAUCUCCGAGAACAAGAUCCGCGAGUUUGAGGUGGAGACAGAACGGCUCAACAGUCGUAUCGAGCACUUGAAGUCUCAGAACGACCUGUUGACCAUCACUCUGGAGGAAUGUAAGAGCAAUGCAGAGAGAAUGAGCAUGCUAGUGGGCAAAUACGAGUCCAACGCCACCGCCCUGCGCCUGGCUCUGCAGUACAGUGAGCAGUGUAUUGAGGCCUAUGAGUUGCUGUUGGCUCUGGCGGAGAGUGAACAGGGUCUUGUGCUCGGCCAGUUUAGAGCUGCUGGAGUCAGCACUAUGGGAGAGCAGGGUGCUGAGGAGAGCAUCACGCAGGUCCUGAAGCGAGCUCAUGACAGCAGGAAGACAGCAGAGAACGCAGCUAAAGACCUCCUAGGCAGACUGGACGGCAGCUGUGGAGCCGCAUUCUCCGUCACAGGCUGCAGCGUCCAGCCCUGGGAGAGCCUGUCCUCCAACAGCCACACCAGCACCACCAGCUCCACGGCUAGCAGCUGCGACACGGACUUCUCCAAAGAGGACGAGCAGCGGCUGAAGGACUACGUCCAGCAGCUGAAGAAUGAACGGGCGGCAGUAAAGCUGACCAUGCUGGAGCUGGAGAGUGUACACAUCGACCCGUUGAGUUACGACGUGAAGCCCCGCGGAGAUUCGCAGAGGCUGGACCUGGAGAAUGCUGUUCUAAUGCAGGAGCUCAUGGCCAUGAAGGAGGAAAUGGCGGAGCUGAAAGCUCAGCUGUAUCUGCUGGAGAAGGAGAAGAAGGCUCUGGAGCUGAAGUUGAGUACACGCGAGGCACAGGAGCAGGCUUAUCUGGUGCACAUCGAACACCUAAAGUCUGAGGUGGAGGAGCAGCAGGAACAGCGCAGGAGAUCACUGGGGUCAACAAGCAGCGCUGGAGCCAAAGAUAAGAGCGGGAAGGACUCGGGGGAUCCUUCAGCUGUUAAUGUGUCUGAACUGAGGAACCUCAGUGACAGCGACCUGGCAGCAGAACUCACCAACGCUCUCCGGAGGGAGAAGAAGCUGAAGAGUCGUGUGCAGGAGCUGGUGGCAGCGCUGGAGCGACUGACCAAGAGCAGUGAGGUCCGACACCAGCAGAGCGCAGAGUUCGUCAACGACCUCAAACGAGCCAACAGUAACCUGGUAGCAGCGUAUGAGAAGGCUAAGAAGAAGCACCAGAAUAAGCUGAAGAAGCUGGAGUCGCAGAUGAUGGCCAUGGUGGAGAGACACGAGACGCAGGUGCGCAUGCUCAAACAGCGCAUCGCUCUGCUUGAGGAGGAAACGUCCCGGCCGCACACCAACGAGACCUCCCUCUGAUACACACGUACACCCAUGAGACCGUGCUCUGAUACAACUCUGACCCAAAAUCACACUCACAGCUUUGGUUAGGACCUCCAGUUGACCAGUUGUCCAUGCUUCCACCACAGAUACCUUCUUCAGCAGGUUGGACAAGCUUCCCAGGACGUUGACAGAAAUCCGAUGUAGUCCGAUUCACGAGAAACUGCGGCAAAGAGGCACUAAGUAGCGUUGAGUUUAGAGUUUAAGAUGCUACGCUGUCAAGCUGGAGUAUGUUAUUGUAAUUAAGCCACAAGACGGCGAAUUUGCCAUCAUGCUAAUGUUAGCAUAAAAAAAACAAACGUGUAUAUAAGAGAAAGUUUUUUUUCCAUUUAAAAAGCAGCACAUCUUGUUAUUUCUAUACGAGUGACGAAAUGAGCUUCAUCGGAAUAUAUUUAUUACUUUCAGUAAUUCAUUACUGUCAUUUUCAUAGUGUGACAUGAAAAUCAUCUGAUUUACACAGAGUGAAUGCAGUUUUCAGCUUUCAUCACCAACAUCCAACCAGUUACUAUACAUAUAUAUAUAUAUAUAUAUAUAUAUAUAU